CAACCCGAUGGCGCGGAGGACUGUUCUUCUGUUUUCUCUCUUUGGGCUUCUGAACGGGCUAGAGAGUCCGAUUCCUUCUGUGCACGAGUGCUGUCAGGUUGGGAGAACCGUAGCAGAGCGAGAACAAGACUGUUCAGUCCUUCCGCGGUUCAACUCCCUCAUCUGCAACAUCACCCAGGAGCACUGCUGUCGCUCAGUGCUGAAAGAGAAAGCCUGUAACCGGGGCAUCAGGAUGGCCCGUGAUCAGAGGGCCUGCGAGAGGCCCUUCUCCACCAGAUCCUCCUGGGAAACCCAAACCACUAAGUUUUGUUGUGAUUGCUGCACGCUUGGUGUGAAGGUGGCAAACACGGAGCUGAGCUGCAAGUUUCAGGGUCUGCAGCUGGGGAAGCAGUGCAUCAGUACAGCUAAAAUGUGCUGCGAGCAACCCAAGGAAGUCAAAUCAACUGUGCAAGCAACAAAAGUGCCUCAAGUUUUUUCUACCAGACUUCCAGAGGAAACAAACACGUGUGCAGACACCGGCUGUGCUCAGUUGUGUGUGGGUAAUGGAAAAUGCGCCUGCUACAAAGGGUUUUCUCUGAAAAAUGACAGAGUGAACUGUGUGGAUGUCGAUGAAUGUUUGGCUGAGAGUCACAACUGCUCCUCUGAGCAAGUUUGCAUCAAUACCGAGGGCUCCUUUCGCUGUCGGAUCAGCUGUCACUCUGGAUUCACGCUCACAGACGACGUUAUCUGCAACGAUAUUAACGAGUGCGCGGCCUCCCCCAGUCCGUGCCGACGGGACCAGACCUGCGUCAACACUGUGGGCUCGUACAAGUGUCACAGCAACACCAUGACCUGUCCGCGGGGAUACCGUCUAUCUGCUAAUGGAUCCAGCUGUGAAGAUGUGGACGAGUGUCUUAUUGGUAAAAAGUGUGGAAACCACAUCUGUGUCAAUCUGGAGGGAACGUAUCGGUGCGAGUGCACAACUGGAUACUCAUUUAACACCAACAGCAAGCUGUGCCAAGACAUUAACGAGUGCAUGCAUUAUCCUGGGCGAUUGUGUGCCCAUAACUGUGAGAACACCAUGGGGUCUUUUCAGUGCAGCUGCUCCCUGGGCUUCAAACUGGCUCACGAUGGCAGAAACUGUGAAGACAUCGAUGAAUGUGAACGCAAACCCUGCAGCCAGGAGUGUACCAAUGUGUACGGGUCAUACCAGUGCUUCUGUCGCCGUGGUUACCAGCUUAGUGACAUUGAUGGGAGAACAUGUGACGAUAUUGAUGAGUGCGCAAAGCCGAAUGUCUGUUCCUACAAGUGCGUCAACACUCCCGGUGGUUUCAACUGUACCUGCCCGCCCAGCGGCUACAUGCUCGCCCAGGAUGGAUGGACCUGUCAAGACAUCGAUGAAUGCGCUGCAGGAACUCAUAGCUGCUCUGCUGCAGAGAACUGCUUUAAUGUCCUGGGAGGGUUUCGCUGUUUCGACUUCCACUGCCCCCCGGACUUCUUACGAGCAGCAAGAGGACUCACAGGAAGUGCCUCCGAGGUCGUGCGAUGCGUUAAAUCCUGCCAGCAGCACGAUAGCAAAUGCGCUCGCAACCCCACCCACAUCGUCACCUCUACCGUCCUCUCUCUGCCAACUUUGCGAGACUUGAAGCAACCCGAAGAGAUUGUAUUUUUGAGGACGGCAACUAAAACAUCUACCCAGAACGAUCCUGACGUGCACUUUGACAUCACGUCUACGGAAAAGCAACACUCCUUCGACGUGAUAAAAACCUCCCAGAACGGCAUGAUUGUUGGUGUAAUCCGGCAGGUGAAAACCAUCCUGGGCCCCAAGGAGCUCGUGUUGAAGGCCACCAUAAAAUACAUGGAGUCAGGGACCCUUUCACAACAAAACAUUGUCAUCCUCCACAUCUUCAUCUCUGAAUUCUGGUUCUGAAAAAACAAACGUGCGUUUUCUAGACAUUUUCUACACAGAAGGAGACAAAUGUGAUGAAGCUUCGAAUUUCUGGAUGAGUCGCAUUUAUUGUGCUGAAUCUUGGGAAAAACUAAAAGCUAGUACCAAUACAUAAAACACCCAGAUACUAUUACAUAAUGCAGCCUUGUACUAAUACAUAAAACACCCAGAUACUAUUACAUAAUGCAGCCUUAUACUAAUACAUACAGGUACUAUUACAUAAUGCAGCCUUGUACUAAUACA
Molecule: messenger RNA, 2170 nt
Organism: Nematolebias whitei (Rio pearlfish)
Lineage: Eukaryota; Metazoa; Chordata; Actinopteri; Cyprinodontiformes; Rivulidae
Product: fibulin-1
Exons: 17
Coding region: 8-1909 (633 amino acids)
Biological process (GO): extracellular matrix organization
Cellular component (GO): extracellular region
Molecular function (GO): calcium ion binding; peptidase activator activity
Source: RefSeq, a predicted model, not a curated record